AUGCAACUUGCAGGUCUAGAUGGUGGAAUUGAAGAAAUUAUUCAACAUGAAUUAAGAAAUAUUCGACAUCAACUUGCUAAUGAUAAAGCAAAUAAUUAUGAACCUACUAAAAAAACAGCACAAGAAAUUCUUGAUA
Molecule: messenger RNA, 136 nt
Organism: Racocetra fulgida
Lineage: Eukaryota; Fungi; Glomeromycota; Glomeromycetes; Diversisporales; Gigasporaceae
Source: the annotation of a GenBank genome assembly